GUGGCCUGCGACCGCGGCGACAACCUCGAGGCCGGCGAUCUCAUCGUGUUCGUCGAGGCGGGCGCCCCCAACGCGCCCCCGCUCACGUCGAUCGACGCCGAUCCUCUGGCCACCAUUGACGCGGCCGCGGCGGGCGGGAACGGGGCCGCGGACGGGCAGCAGCAGGCGGCGGCGGCGGUUUAG
Molecule: messenger RNA, 183 nt
Organism: Monoraphidium neglectum
Lineage: Eukaryota; Viridiplantae; Chlorophyta; Chlorophyceae; Sphaeropleales; Selenastraceae
Exons: 1
Source: RefSeq, a predicted model, not a curated record